Tachysurus fulvidraco (yellow catfish) is the source of this 5482-nucleotide messenger RNA. RefSeq lists its product as uncharacterized. Bases 2407 to 5019 code for a protein of 870 amino acids. NCBI's taxonomy places the organism in Eukaryota, Metazoa, Chordata, Actinopteri, Siluriformes, Bagridae. Gene Ontology annotation, molecular function: translation repressor activity; ubiquitin protein ligase activity; protein binding. Gene Ontology annotation, biological process: negative regulation of translation; proteasome-mediated ubiquitin-dependent protein catabolic process; protein polyubiquitination. The transcript is spliced from 2 exons. The record is from RefSeq and is a predicted model, not a curated record.
GUAUCAUAAUUCUAUAACCCACGGCACACAAAAUUAUGCAUUGACUGCUUUCUAUGCAUUUUAAUAUAUUUUUUUGGUUCUUCUACAGCCACCCCUCCAUAAAAUUCAUCUUUUGCUGUUCCUCUUCCAUCUUAAAUGUUUAGGGUUUGUUUUUUGUCCCAUCUGUAUGAAAGCGCUCAACACCUCUUUUUGAUUUUCCUACUGAUUGCUGAACAAUCACAAUACUGUGCUCAGCUGAGACAACAUUGAUCAUAAAUAUACUGAUAAUGGACACAACUAACAAACUGAAAUGGACUCUCCAGCACUGUAAUCCUGCCUUAGCACUUUCCUCUGUCACUAAGUCGUUCUCUGUGCAAACAGAUGCUUUUUGUUAGGGUUGGAAAUUAAACAGAUAAAUAUGUUAUUUGUGAUAUGCCUUCCUACAUGAACUAAGGAUAAUUGUAUUUUUCGGUUGAAUAUGGUAUACAUACUGCUCUUGUAGAAAUUAUUCAUAAUAACGGGGAGACAAAACUGAGAGGUGUUUUCCAAAACAAAAACCCCAGCCGUUUCCGAGCAUGAUUUUAAGAUUGUGGCUCUGGACCAAACCAGAAUGUUUCAAAGUCAGUUUCUUUGAGCUGAAGUCGGUUUCAAACUCCUUUUAAGACAUAAACAAAUUAAAUGUGAGCAGUGCAGGUAGGAUUAUGGAAAUUACCUGCACAAACAGUUUCCCUAUUUUGGUGUUCUGCUCUUGCCACAAUUUUUGAUUAACAAAGGUCUUGACUGCUGUGUUUAAUCCCAAAGUCAGCUUUUAUUCAGAUCUCAGUAUCAACAAACUAAUAAAGCAGACCCAGUAAGAAGUCGAGUGUAUUUGGAGAUCCUUUUGGCUCCCUAACAAAUACACUGCACAGGCCAAAGCUUAAGGCAGGUGAAGGCCAGCAGGGCACUGGGUCUGAGAUGCAUCUCCAUCUAUCCAUCCAGUAACCACAACUUGCAGCUGAUUGAGCGAAGCAGGUUACUGAGCACAUAGAGCAUAUCUCUUUGAGUCCCUUAAAGCCAGCACUGAUUCCCCAUAGAACUCCCUCAUCUACAUGCAUGCUGUGUGAGUAUUGUUAUUAGAAUUGGGUAAGUUGUUUUGGUUGUUAUUUGAACUUGAUUUUGAAUUCUUGAAUCCUUAAGGUUUUUCCCACAAACACCCAAUCAGAACCAUGAUCUAAUUUCAAUGGUGGAACAUUCGAAUCCUUUGUGCAUGCAUGGCUCACAUUACAUUUAUUUGUUACAAUACUCCAGAAUUCCUUCAAAGAAAACAAAUGCUUCAAUUAAAAAUUUGACUUUUCAAGGACAUAAAGUAGAAUUGAAAUAGGAAUUGUAUGGUAAUGUGUAAAAAUUAGAUUUCAUUAGCCAAGGUGUAUGUAAACUUGUAAACUGUACAAAAAAACAAAAUGCACUGGUUUCUUUCUCUGUCAUCAAAUGUCAUCAUCAGAAGCCAUGGUGGGGCCAAAAAUGUAAUCUCAGAAAAGAUUUGCACCCUGGAUAUAUAAGUGGUAAGAGAGUCACAAUUUGGCCAAAGUGCUUAGAAACCCCAAGGAAAAAUACACAAUACCGGUAUUCAACAAAAAAGCAACUUAUAACUAGAUUAUGAAUUUAAAGUACAUUUGCCGUUAAGGCCUAACUUUUGUUCAUUUCACAUUGCCAAAGGUUUUCAGCUGUCUGGGCUGACAACUCUUACAAUUCAUGACUAACUGCAGCUCAGGCUGCCACUCCACUUUUCACCAGCUUGCAGUAUUCAAGCAAGAUGUGGGUAGGUAAGGAACAGUGGCUUGCUGUUUCUUUCCAUUUAACAUGAAGAUUAUAAUUGCACUCCAGCUGAUAAAAUCCUUUUUUUUUCUUCUAAACUUGCAUCCCUCAGGGGAAAAAAGAAAUAUACACAUUUUACAGGAUGAGACAGUUAGUCAAGCUUGAAACUGAAACCCCAGACCUGUGACAUAACAGCACUACGUGUUAUACCAAUGUCUAAAAAUUGUAAAUUGGGUGUAGUACAACAUUAUAUUGUGUAUAUUUAAAUUGUGUGCAUUUAUAUAUACAUAAACACACUAUGAUGAAUAAUUAUAUUGUUUAUUAAUUAAUUUUGCAUAGAGCAUAAUUACUACAAAAUAACCUAAUCUGUAAAAAAAUAAAAGUAUUGUUUAACCUAUUUUCCUUUCAAAAUCUGUAAUUAGUUCUCAGCUGCCCUUGAGUGUUAUACCAGCUUUUUUCUGGGUCUCUUAGCAACAGGAACUCAGAAUGCUUAAAGAGAGUGAGGGAAUCAAGAGAGGGAGAGAUGCACAGGUACCUGCACGACCCUUAUCACAGGUCCCUGAGAACUGGACACCUUCAAUUUAGAAACCAUUACAUCACACUUCAAAGUCCCAAAUAUCCAUCAGUGCAGUGAUGUUUCCUGUGUCUCCAUUAAGCAGCAAGGCUUCUCCUAGUACUUCCCUUCUAUCUUUGAUUACUCCAGUGGAACAGUCAGAUUCUGGAUGUGUAGAGAACCAAAAACAGUGUACCAUGGUGUCCUCCCUUCCCUUGCCCUGUUGGGCCACCCAGGCCCUCUGUGAUUUAGCAGUUAGUGAGACAGAGCUCAGGCGUCUUCGGGAGCGGCAGGCAGUUGAGGCUGAGAUUGCGGGGAGAGCAGUGGAACGUGCUCUGCUGGGAGCACAAAGAGAGGAACGUCGCCUCUUGGAAAGAGUGGAGCAGGAUCAUCGGGAUUUACAGCGCAGACUGGAGCAGUUGCAAAGGGACAAUGCAGCAGCUAUCAGAGUAGGACAAGCACUUAUGGAGCAGCGCUUGCAUAAAAUUUGUCAGUUACGAGAUCGAAUUAAAAAAACUGCAAAUGGAGACAAAGUAGACCAGAAGUAUGAUUUGCUUCUUAAAAGUGUUGCAGAGCUUCUUCAGCCAGGGGAAAUUUCACUUUCUCUGAAACGUGUUUCAUUCAAGCCCAGUGCCCAACCAAAAGCUGUCACGUUCGGUGAGAUUACGGUGCAGGACCACACUGUUAAUCUCCCUGUUGGUGCCUGUGGAUUACAGGGACAGCUAUGUUCCCUUCAUGCCUCUGGUGGGCAGUGUGAUAAAUGGACAGAACCUGGAACAGUAGGUAGGAGCAUGCCUGAUGGCGCAGGGCCUGGAUAUAGCCAAGUUCAACUUUCAUCAGAUAGUUGUGGGAAGCAGAGGGCUAUCCGAAAAAUCAAACUGUCGGCCCAAAGUGAUGAAGAAUCUGGUGUGAAAGAUGUGAAACCACUGUCACUGCAUAUGGGCCACUGGCACCCAAAACCUGUCCCCAGUGCACAUGAAUCAUCACAGGAGGAAGAGUGUGAAUCACCCACAUCUGAAUCCAAAGGAGAUGGGCUUUUCCUGGCUGUACCAGCAUUGCUUAACAACAUAGAGUUAGAAGAAGAAUUUGUGUGUCCGCAAAAUGGAUCAAUUCAGUCUCUUGCUUCAGAAGCAGCAAGGAACCAGCUGGAACCUCUAUCCUCAGAAAGAGAAUAUCAGCAACAGAGAGCACCAUUCUUAUGCAACCAGUGUGAAGAUCCAAAGGUGGAUAGGAGGCAACAAAACUCCUUCAAGGGAAGAUCUCGAAUUAGCUCAUUGCCAUGCCCAAGAAGCCAUAGAGAUCCCAAAUCUAGUCACAUUUGCCAGGAUCUGCCAUCACAUGACCUUCCAUUGUCUCACUUUGCUACAUCCUUUGAUGACCAUGGAUACAACCGUAGUCCUUCUCCUGCUGAGAGUGUUGAUUCUGGAUACACAUUCAUUCUCACCUCUUCUAAAAACUCUACCACUCCAAAUCACAGACUCUCUAGGUCCAGUAGUGAGCUUUCUCAUAUACUCAUCAAUGAAAAAGACCAAUCAAGCAAGCGUAAGGCCAAUAGGCACCAGCCAUCCUCAGCAUCACAGACUAAAUAUGGCCUUAGUCAUGGAAACUAUUCAGAAAAUGAACACCGACAACAAAAAAGACAGUCUUGGGGAGUUUCACGUUCGUUGUCUAUGUCGGGCAUUGAUCGAUCCUUCCAAGAAAGACUACAUCAACACUUAUGCACUGGGUCUAAGCGCAAAGAUGGAUUCAGGCUCUGGGGAGAAAGAAGUGAACCAGCCCUAUUGGAAUUUGAAGAGGAUGUCCAGAGAUUGAAAGCAGACGAAAUGCGUCUUAUUCGACAAUUCGGUAAACAGGGCUCAGGACGUUCAGACCUUACUCUGCCAAGUGGUGUCCAUGUUACAUCUCAGGGUCAGCUUUUCUUGGUGGAUUGUGGGAAUGCCCGUGUCCAGGUAUUUGAUCAGUAUGGUAAUGUUUUUCAGCAAGUGACUUCCCCAAAUAAUGACUCUAGAAGCUCAUCAGGAAGCUUCCGCAAUUACUUUGAUGUGGCUGUUAAUUCCAAAGGCCUCAUUGCUCUGAGCUGUGCAGCUGAACGAGCCCUGCUCAUUUUUAAUCGACAUGGACGACUCCUGCAAACCUUUGGAGGGGGACCUUAUAUUGCAGGGGUGCCACGGGAUGAGUUGGAAGCACCCAGGGGAGUAACAGUGACUCAGAAGGAUGAAUUCCUUGUUGCAGAUAUUCGUAAAGGCACAUUAACUUCUCUGAGACUUGAGCCAAAAACUGGCUCAAGACUAGAGCGCACUUUAGUUACUGGAUUUCACAGACCUUACCUCGUGACCGCGUGUCUACACACUGGUCUUUUGGCAGUAUCUGAGCGAGGCAGUGAGGAAGGUCGCGAUCCAUGUGUGAAGGUUCUGGGACCUGACUGGAAUAUUCUGCGCAUCCUGGGAGUUUGUUCUAGCAUGGGGCCUGUUCUCACCAGCCCCUGGGGACUCUGCAUUGACAGCAACGGAGCGGUGCUAGUAGCAGAUUGGGCAGAGCAGCAUUGUGUGGUGCUAUACCCACCAGAGGGUAAAGGUAGGGUAAUGAUUACUGAUGGACUAAGUAGCCCCCGUGGCCUUGCCUUGCUACCCAAUGGGUUCUUAGUAGUGUCGGACAGUAUGCACCACUGCAUCAAGGUAUACCAGUACAAAUAAAUAAUUACUUCAAAACAAAUAAAAAGCUGUGGCUGUUAAGUGUAUUGUGUUUUAAAUAAUUCUGAAACUUAACUGUGUAUAUGUUAACAUUUUAUUCCUAGUGUUGCAUUGGGAAAUCAUACAUAAAACAAAUGCGUUAUGUAGUCUAAAUAGUGCUUUACACACCAUCAUUGUUUUCCCCCGCACACAUGCAUGUAAUGAUGCAUGAACUUAUAUUUUUUGCUAGCUGUCCUUGCAUAACAUAGUGCUUAUAACAAUACUCCUGUAACAUUACAGCUUGCAAAUGUAAAACCAUUCCUUUAAUUUGCUAUUUUUGCUUCUAUUUUGUUUCAAAUCUAAAUGUAACUUUUCAAAUGAAAGUUCAAAUUGUUUUAAACUGUUUUACUUUUCUUAUAUUAUGCAUGAUUACUGUAUAAUUCUACAAGUUAUUUAAUGUCAAUUAAAUUCAUUAAUUGUUGUGGUU